GGUUUCAAGAAAUAUUCACCAGUCUCAUUCGGAUUGAGGACACCCAAAAAACCCUAAUGGGCAUGGUGGUUGGUCUAAGCAACACCAAAUCUGCUGUUAAUGCGCCGGUGGAAGCUUUAAAAUUCAGCACAACAGCAAACGAGCUGGAUAGUCACCUGACUUAUUGGCUCAACCUAAAUGAUUGUGAACGUCAGUCCUUGAUUGCAUCUUUGUCCAAUGUCACACUUGCAUCACAAAAUCUCUCUGGCAAGCUUUCUAAUAUGUUGUUGUCCCUGGCACCCAGCUCAGUUUGGUCUUUAUAUAGCCGGGAUGGAAAAAGAGGGAAAAGGAGUAUUAGCCCAAGUAUUCUUCCUAUCAUAAUAGAUUCUCUGCAGCUAAGAUCGCAAAAACGCAUUAACGCCCAUAAGGUGGCAGAGGCGCUCGGGGAUCAAUUAAAACGAAUGCCAAUGCAUGCAAAAUGCGCAGCAGUCAAGGCAGAAGCCAGACUAAUAGGCACACCUAGACGGGCACCAAAGAAGGCUAAUAUUGCACCUGAAUCUAUUGGGAAUGAUAAUUCUGACAAUAACGCCUUUGAUGAUAUUUGCAACGAUGAUAUUUCGUUUACCAAAGACAGUGAUUAGAUGAAAAAUGUACACAGAUUA
Messenger RNA from Hydra vulgaris (swiftwater hydra), 641 nucleotides. The record is from RefSeq and is a predicted model, not a curated record. NCBI's taxonomy places the organism in Eukaryota, Metazoa, Cnidaria, Hydrozoa, Anthoathecata, Hydridae.